This is a messenger RNA of Macrobrachium nipponense, 1451 nucleotides long. RefSeq lists its product as uncharacterized. Gene Ontology annotation, cellular component: lysosome; plasma membrane. The transcript has 5 exons. The record is from RefSeq and is a predicted model, not a curated record. Lineage: Eukaryota; Metazoa; Arthropoda; Malacostraca; Decapoda; Palaemonidae. Gene Ontology annotation, biological process: RNA transport. The coding region runs from base 240 to 1451 and encodes 403 amino acids. Gene Ontology annotation, molecular function: double-stranded RNA binding; RNA transmembrane transporter activity.
AGGACGAUAACGCAACCUUCGGACCACUCACUCAAUGCACUCAUCCGCAGUCGCUCUCGACAUGGUGUAAUUUUGUUUUUCCACGGACGAUUUUCACUCUUGGAGUUAACACAGCUUGAUUGGACUAAAUUCUGUUGGGUGCAGGUGGAUGGAAGUGUAUAUUGGGGCGUAGGCCUAGUGCUAGCUAUUUCGUAGGCUGGGUGUUGGCCUCAUUCUGCAAAAUCUGGAGGCCAGAGAAAAUGUUUUCUCCCAAGAUGACGUCUCUCUCGUGGCGGAGGAAGAAGCCUAGGAGGGCAGGACCAGGCCUGCUUUCCCUCCUCACUCUCAUUCCGAUCUCUUCAGUGUUCUUUUUACUAAGCCUAUCGUCUGUCAGUGUGGCUGCGACAGAGCACCACCAUUCGGGGCUCCGUAAAAUAGGCCCCAGCCAACAUUCGGAGAUUUGGAGGACGCUGGCCCUAGAGAAGAGCGGAGGAGGGUCGCACCCCCACCACCAGAAAGGAAAGCACCUGGGCCUCGACUUGUACCCCCAGAGCGCGAAUUUAGACCCCCUCACGCUCUGGGCAGAGAGAUUGAAGGCCACCUCCGAAUCUGGUGGCAUGUCAAGGUCGAAAGGUCCAACCAAGCCUCGGUUCCACAGUUACGGCAGAGUACACCACAAUGGAAGGAACGGUGGCCUGGUCGCGAGACCUACCCGACAGACCCUGAGUGCUGCGCGUGCCCUCGAUCAGGCGUCUCACCUGUUGCUGCCGGAAAAUUUAGGUGUGUCAGUGAUGUCGCACAGUGCAGCGCUGUCUUCUGAUGGGAGAGACAACAUCACCGAUAUCAUAAACUCUGUGGUUAUCAAAGGUGAAUUUGGGACGGUCAUCACAGGGAGGAUCAACAAGACUACGGAGUAUUUGUUUGAAUUCUUCUAUAACACUUCUCAGUUGGAGAAAAAUGCUGUACGUGUAACUGUAAGCAGUGCUGAUUGUGACUAUACAAAUCCAUUGUUGGUGGUGGUUCGACAGCAGCGAGGUGUCCUCUCCUGGCAGCUUCCUUUGGAACCCCCAUCCAGCGAUGUUAUUCUUGAAGAGUAUCGGACAGUUUCAAGAACACUGUGUCCUGUUAAAAACUACAAAGUCAUGUUACAAGGCUCUUUGGACACCAAGCAGAGACUGUUUAUUGAUUUGUCGACCUCUUCACCAAAAAAUAUAACAUAUAGUGUUACAGCUGAAUUUGAAGAUAAUUUUCACAUUGAACUCCACAAUCUGCAGACUUUUGAAAUUACUCCAUCACAGCCUGUAUUUUACGAAUUUGUGUUUCCUGAUGAUGUGGAAAUGGUUUUGGUCAAAGCUAAUGCUCAGGAUGAUUUCUGUGCUAUGGUAGCCAUUCAGAACAUAACAAUAAGUAACCCUGAUGAUGGGAUUUGGGAUAAAUUCCCACAGCUCAUCAGUGCCUUUGUUUGUGAAUAA